CCCUGGGGCGCCCGGGCGCAACCCGCCGCUGCGAGGAGAGAGACCCUCGGCUUGCUGUGCUACGAGGCUCCGCUCCAAGGAUUAACAGGAAAAGAAACCAUAGAAUCAGAAGUCUGGAAAAAGGACCUUAAUGGGCAAGGAUGGAGACAACCUCCUGAAAGCACUAUUGGCUAAGUUCCUGUGGUGCCAAAUCACAAGGCAAGGUUUCCAAGGACCUACAGGUAUGGAUCUUUGGCAGCUGCUACUUACUUUGGCCCUGGCAAGUUCAAAUGAUGCUUUUUCUCAAAGCGAGGAGCCUUCUGGGAAGCCUCAGUAUACCAAGUGCCGUUCACCUGAACUAGAGACAUUUUCAUGCUACUGGACUGAUGAAGUUUAUCAUGGUCCAAAGAGUCCAAUAAAGCUGUUGUAUAAGAAAAGGAUUGACGAAGAGUGGAAAGAAUGCCCCGAUUAUGUCUCUGCUGGAGAAAACAGCUGUUAUUUCAAUUCAUCAUAUACCUCCAUUUGGACACCCUAUUGUAUCAAGCUAAGAAAUAUUAGUCACGAGUUGGAGAAAAGAUGUUUCACUGUUGAUGAAAUAGUACAACCAGAUCCACCCAUUGGCCUCAACUGGACUUUGCUAAACACCAGCCUAACGGGGAUCCAUGCCGACAUCCAGGUGAGAUGGGGACCACCUCCCAAUGCAGAUGUUCAGAAAGGAUGGAUCCUCUUGGAGUAUGAGCUUCAAUACAAAGAAAUAAAUGAUACCCAAUGGAAAAAGAUGGAACUGGUACGCACCACAUCUGUUCCAGUGUACUCCUUAAGGUUGGAUAGAGAAUAUGAAAUACGAGUCAGAUCCAGACAACGUACCUCGGAUAAAUUUGGGGAGUUCAGCGAAAUACUUUAUGUAACAUUUCCCCAGAUGAGCCCUUUUAUAAAUGAUUGUGAAGAGAAAAUCAAUGAUUUCCAGUUUCCAUGGUUCUUGAUUAUUAUCUUUGGAAUAUUUGGGCUGACAGUGGUGUUAUUUGUAUUCGUACUUUCUAAACAACAAAGGAUCAAGCUGCUGAUACUGCCCCCAGUUCCAGUUCCAAAAAUUAAAGGGAUAGAUCCGGAUCUUCUGAAGAAAGGAAAAUUAGAAGAGGUAAACACGAUCUUAGCCAGCCAUGACAGCUAUAAGUCUCAAUUCUACAAUGAUGAUUCUUGGGUAGAGUUCAUUGAGCUGGACAUUGACGAUCCUGAUGAAAAGACAGAAGAAUCCGACACAGACAGACUUCUAAGCAGUGACCACCAGAAAUCCCUGAAUUACCUUGGGGCGAAAGAUGAUGACUCUGGACGUACAAGCUGUUAUGAGCCAGACAUUCUGGAGACUGAUCUGAGUGCCAGUGACUCCUGUGAUGGGACUUCAGACAUUGCUCAGUCACAGAGGAUGAAAGGGAAAGCAGAUCUCUUAUGCCUUGAGCAGAAGAAUGAUGGGUCACCUUCUAAUUGUGAUACCCCAGCAACUCAUCCACCCAACAGUGUCAUCCUUUCAGAAGAUAGCAAGCCAAGACCACUUCUUACAAGUGGAAUUGAGUCAACUGGCCUACCUGUCCAUACUCAGCUGAGCAACCAGAGUUCACUGGCAAACAUUGACUUUUACGCCCAGGUGAGCGACAUCACUCCUGCAGGAAGUGUUGUUCUUUCACCUGGGCAAAAAAAUAAGGCAGGGAUAUCACAGUGUGAUGGGCACCCAGAAGUGGCCUCACUGUGCCAAGCAAACUUCAUCAUGGACAAUACCUACUUCUGCGAGGCAGAUGCGAAAAAAUGUGUUUCCGUGGCCCCUCAUGUUGAGCCAGAGCCCCGGGUGGAGCCGAGCUUUAGCCAGGAAGAUGUUUACAUCACCACAGAAAGCCUUACCACUACUGCUGUGAGUUCCGGAAUAGCGGGAGGACCUUCAAAUUCUGAAAUGCCCGUGCCUGACUAUACCUCCAUUCACAUAGUACAGUCUCCCCAGGGCCUUGUACUCAAUGCGACCGCGCUUCCUGUGCCUGACAAAGAAUUCCUCACCUCGUGUGGCUAUGUAAGCACAGACCAACUGAACAAAAUCAUGCCCUAGCCUUUCUUUCGUUUACCUUGCGCAUAUAUAUUUAAUAGCAUAAAGAUGGCUUGGGCUAGUCCACUUAAACCAAAAUAAUGUUUAAACAUUUUUUUUGGGUGGUUCUUAAGCGCUUUUUCCUGAAAUGUUGAAACAUGAUAAACACACACAAACACACAAGCAUUAAUCAGACUCUUUCCUAUUGUGAAUUGUAAAUAUUUUAAAGCAUUGUCUCUCUAAGACCAUUGAGUAGCAGUGAUUGUCUUGUUAUUGUGGGUGUUGAUUUUGUGAUACUAAACAUUGAAUGACUAUGUUUUUAAUGUAUAGUAAAUCAUGCUUUUUGAAAAAGCUAAAAUCAGGUGGUUUUGCAGUUCAGGAGAAUUUAAUGCAAAUCAUACCAUACACUGAGUUGUUUGAUGUUGUUUUUUAAAUCGGUAAUUGGAAAAACUAAAUAAAAUAUAAACAGGAAGGCAGAAGUAGUUUGGGUAAGUAAAACAUUUAUUUUGACAUACAAAUUGAUAAAGAUAUUUUAAUAUUCUAGACUUAAAGCACGGCUAUUUUAUAUUACGGUACACAAUGUGUACUGUAAUUUAUGCUGAUCCAUCUAAAGAAUGUAUUCGUUGCAAUUUUACCAAAGCUGGUUUCAGGUUUUGGUCAUUGCAGCAAAAAUGAAAUAAAAUAAAAUAACAAAAAAGUUA
Molecule: messenger RNA, 2748 nt
Organism: Vombatus ursinus (common wombat)
Lineage: Eukaryota; Metazoa; Chordata; Mammalia; Diprotodontia; Vombatidae
Gene: GHR
Product: growth hormone receptor
Exons: 10
Coding region: 131-2071 (646 amino acids)
Biological process (GO): positive regulation of peptidyl-tyrosine phosphorylation; positive regulation of receptor signaling pathway via JAK-STAT; growth hormone receptor signaling pathway
Cellular component (GO): cytosol; membrane; external side of plasma membrane
Molecular function (GO): cytokine binding; growth hormone receptor activity; growth factor binding
Source: RefSeq, a predicted model, not a curated record